Molecule: messenger RNA, 3480 nt
Organism: Hevea brasiliensis (rubber tree)
Lineage: Eukaryota; Viridiplantae; Streptophyta; Magnoliopsida; Malpighiales; Euphorbiaceae
Exons: 6
Coding region: 334-3240 (968 amino acids)
Source: RefSeq, a predicted model, not a curated record
CCCUAUUUUCUCCUUCAUUUCUCUAUCUAAUUAAUACAUUUGGCCCUCUCUCUGUGUUCCUCUGUUUCUUUCACUGCUCAAACAAGAACCUUUAUCUCUCUCUGUUUGUCUUAGUUUCCGUCACCGUUAACUACACUCCAAAGCCACUGGUUCUACAAUUUCAACCUCUGUUUACCCGCCGGCCGUUGACGGCGUUACACCACCUGGGACCCCAGUUUAGUAUCUCGCCAAUGAUGGUUCAUUGAGCCCCGUAUUUCAUCAGAACUGGCUAGAAAAGACUGGGAUAGGAGACACUGUUUUUCAUGACCUACAGAUAACUGUUUGUAUACACAGAUGAAGAAGCUAUUCUUUUUCAGAUCUUCUUCCUCCAACAAUGGAAACAACAAUAAUGGUUCUCUGCCAUCAACUGAUAAACAAGUUUAUUGGGAUAUCCCAUUGGAGACUGGGUUGAACAGUCAUGGAGGUGAUAAGGCUGACAACAGCUUACGGAGUCCCAAGGGCUUGUUCUCAAAGUCUCGAAAGCAAGUUUAUGAUAAUCCUACUAGCUCCAGCACGAGUUCAUAUCUUAGAAGGAGCCGCUCAAUGUCAUCAGCUGGCUUUCUUGUUGAUGGACUGGAGCAAAGAGAUUUUUCUUGCAUAGAUGAUCAAAGUAGAUCUCCUUCUAGUAGCAUUAACAGUGCUGCUCAUCAGCGAUGUGAUCAUCAAUCUCGGAGGCGGGCUAUUACACCUGAGAGGCAAGCCAAAGCAAAGCGGUUUGAAUCAACAACUAUUCAAAAUGCAUAUGGACAAGACAGAUCUGGUUCUUCCGGUUCUUCUAAAUCUCAUCAUGAUUCAUCAGGAAGUUCUACUUCUAGUAAUAUCUCAAGCAAAGUUUUGGACCGCUACAUUGAUGGAGAGCAUCAGCAAGAGAGAAGUAAGCCCAAAAACACUGCUCUCCAAAGAAAUUUUGCUGCGAAUAGAAAUGCUGGAGGAAAGCUUCCGCCACGAGUUCAAUAUACAGCUCCUGCGUCACCAACAGAUGGUAUCAAUGAUAAACACAGGUCUCAGUCAUUUAGGGAAGCUAAAGGUCCCCGCCUUCAUUUUUCUUCCAGAGAUUGGGUGGAGAAUGGAUUUGGUCAUGAAUCUCCAAGGAGACUUGCAAAAAAUGUCAUUGAGAGACUCUCCCAAACUCAUUCUUUUCGUAAAUCAAGUUUGAAGGAGUUUAACCAUGAUAUCCCAAUCACGAUUGAAGAUAUCUAUGCUGGAUCCAUGAAUAAAUGUGUUGAUUCAAACAUCGAUAUUCCUUUCCAAAAAAGUUACUCACCGGAGGAACCUUAUGAAACCAUUAAUAGUUACAAUGGAGAUGAUUUUGUAGGCUCUCAGAAUAAAACCGGUUUACUUGGGAACAAUUUUGGGGAUAUGAACUCUGUUCAAACAGAAGAUGCUGGAGAUGUGGAAUUACAGAGAAGAUCUAAGGAAGCUGAGCAGAGGGUCUUGCUUCUGUCUGAGGAACUUGACCAAGAAUGCUUUCUAGAUGGCGGGUUUGAUAUACCAUCCUUAAUUCAGAAUAUUAGAAACAUAACAGAGGAUAGGCUAAGCUUGGCCAUUGAGGUUUCAAGUCUUUUAAACAGCAGAAUUUCUGAGAGAGAUGCUUCCAGGGAAGAACUUAGAUUGGCAAAGGCAGAAUUGGAGUCUCAGACCCGAAGACUAGAGAAGGAGAAGAGUGAAUUGCAGUCUGCAUUGGAAAAAGAGUUAGACAGAAGGUCGAGUGACUGGUCAUUGAAGCUUGAAAAGUACCAGUUAGAAGAGCAUAGGCUUCGUGAGCGUGUUAGAGAACUUGCAGAGCAGAAUGUCUCCCUUCAGAGAGAAGUCUCUUCUUUUAGUGAGAGGGAAGCAGAAAGCAGAAGUGUGAUUACAUAUUCAGAGCAACAGCUUAAACACCUGACCUCAAAGUUGGAAGAGGUGAGCAAGGAGAAGCAUGAACUAAUAGAAAAUCUUUCUGAGUUACAAGAUAAGUAUAAAGUGGCAGAAGAAGAUCUUAAUUGCAUCAAACGGAAUUUUGAAGAGAAGGACAAGGAGUGCAAAGAGUUGCAGAAGUCUACUGCUAGAUUGUUAAGAACUUGCAAAGAACAAGAGAAGACAGUUGAGGGUUUGCGUGAAGCAUAUAGUGAGGAAAUUGAGAAGAAGCUGUCAUUGGAGGAGUUUGACAAGCGUGUGACAAAAAUGCAAAUGGAGCAAAUGAGGUUGACAGGGGCAGAAUUGGCUUUGAGAAGGCAGGCAGAAUCUCAUAGGAUUGAAAUUGAUUCUCUUCGACAUGAGAAUAUUGGCUUAUUGAAUCGCUUAAAGUGCAAUGGGGAAGAGAUUGGUGCUUUAACAUACAAACUAGAUAAAGAAAUGUGGACCCGUAUAUGCUGCUUACAAAAUCAAGGGCUAUCAAUGCUAAAGGAGAGCACACAGCUAUGCUCCAGGUUAUUGGAAUUCAUCAAAGGGAAAGCAGGCCAUAUUCCAGAAACUAAGCAGGAUAUAGAACUUAUAAGAAAUGGUUUAGAUGGGCAGUUUGUUGUUGAAGCUGAUGUAAGAGUUCAAGGCUUUAAGCGCGGAACUGAGAACCUAAUGAGGAGUUUGCAGACGAUAUCUUCUUUGCUGCAGGAGAAGUCCAGUUCAGUUGCGUCAAAAUUUGAGUUGCCAUGCACUAAUGCUGAUGGUUCUGCAAAACUAAAUCAUCAAACUUCAGAGGAAACCUUAAAAGCCGAGCUCAAAGCAGAAACUUUGCUUACAAGUCUGUUAAGAGAGAAACUGUAUACUAAAGAGAUGGAGGUUGAGCAGUUACAGGCAGAACUGGCAGCAGCAGUGAGAGGUAAUGAAAUCCUCAAAUGUGAAGUCCAGAAUGCAAUGGACAAACUUUCCUGUGUCAGCCAUGAGUUGAAAGACUUUGAACUUCAGAUGCGGAAGAAGGAUGAGAAUAUGAGUCGGCUUCAAAAUGACCUCCAAGAAUCAAUGAAGGAGCUAACAAUAGUAAGGGGUAUUCUACCCAAAGUUUCAGAGGAGAGAGAUAUGAUGUGGGAGGAAGUGAAGCAAUACAAUGAGAAAAAUAUGCUUUUGAAUUCAGAGGUUAGCAUCUUGAAGAAGAAGAUAGAGGCCCUUGAUGAAGACGUACUUCUCAAAGAAGGUCAAAUUACAAUCCUAAAAGACACUAUAGGCACCAAACCUUUUGACCUCCUUGCCAGUCCUGAUUAUGCGCAAGAAUUCUUGAUAAAAUGAUUUAUAGGGUGCUGGCCUUUUUUGUAGGAUGUGUAAACACUGUUUAUAGUCCUAUACUUUCAAAUUUAUGUCAACCCUUUUUUUUCCCUUUCUCAUAGUGGGGGUCUUCGAUGGUGAGAUGGUAUAAAAGCCUUAAAUACCGUUAUUCUUUUGUAUAAUGCUGGCUUUCAUAAUUGUUUGUAGUUGGUUUUCUGUUAUCUAAUUAAAGCUAUAAUCGAUCUUUGCCAUCUUUUCAGUGAA